This is a messenger RNA of Dermatophagoides pteronyssinus (European house dust mite), 1352 nucleotides long. RefSeq lists its product as uncharacterized. The record is from RefSeq and is a predicted model, not a curated record. NCBI's taxonomy places the organism in Eukaryota, Metazoa, Arthropoda, Arachnida, Sarcoptiformes, Pyroglyphidae.
AUAGGAAUCAUUACAAAAAAAUCUCUCUAUAUAAAUCGGUUUUUUCACUAUUCUCCUGGUUUUUUUUGUUCUUUAUUUGUUUGUUUUGUCCGUUCAACGAUAAUUGAAAACAAAAAAUGAAAUUCUUAACAUCAUCAUCGUUUAUAUUGUUGGCCAUGUUUGGCAUAACAUUGGCCUAUACCGUUCCAAUUGCCAAUGAUGGUCGUGAUGAUUUGGUUAAAAAAUGUGAAGAUUUAAUCAAAGAAGCACAAGAUGCUUUGCAUAAAUAUCAACCAAAUCAACGUAAUCAUAAAGAUAGAGAAAUGUUGGAAAAUGAAACAUUUAAACUACAUAUGUUGAUCGAUAUAAUACGUGAACAUAAAGAUGAUUCAAAUUUACAAUAUGUAACAUUAGAAUAUAAAACAUCGAAAGCUAAAAUUGCUAAAAUGAUUGAAAAAUUGAUUGACGAUGAGAAUGAAAUUACAACAAUGCCAACAACAACAAAAACAAAACCAACAACAACAACAAAACCAACAACAACAACAAAACCAACAACAACAACAAAACCAACAACAAAACCAACAAUUACACCAUCAACUCAUAUCGAUAAUGUUGGUGAUGGUCGUGAUGAUUUGAUUAAAAAAUAUGAUCAAUUAAUUCAACAAGCAAAAGAUGCAUUGAAAAAACAUCCAUCGAAUACAAAAAAUCAAAAAGAUUAUGAAAUGAUUGAACAAGAAAUCUAUCAAAUGAAACAAUUAAAAGAAUUUGUACAUUUUCAUAAAGAUGAUAGUAAUCUACAAUGGGAUAAUUUACAAUAUCAAACACAGAAGAAAAAAUUGGAAGAAAUGAUUAAAAAAUUGGAACAAGAUGACAAUGUGCCAACAACAACAACAACCGGUGCAUCGGAUAUUAUUGCCAAUGAAUUUGAUAAAGAUUACAUGAUUGAACGAUGUGAUGUUGUUUUGAAACGAGCACAACAUGCAAUGGAUACACAUAAACAAACUGAAGAAAAUAAACCGAUUAUGGAUAAAUUAUUAAAAUGUGUUAUUGGUUUAACACAAUUAAAAAGUUCAAUUCGUUUAUCAAAAUCCGAAGCAAAUUUACAAAUGGAAGAAUUAUAUCUGGAAACAUAUGAAAAAAUGGUACCUGAUUUGAUUAAAAAAUUGGAUAAUCCAAAAACAAUCGCUACUACUAAUGAUGAUGAUGGUGAAAAAGUAAUUAAUGAAAGUAAACGAUUAAUUGAACAAGCUGAAUUAUUACGUCAACAACAUCAUGCAAUUUCCUAUCAACAAUAUAAACAACUUGGUGAUCAAUCCGAUAUUCUUCGUCAUUUGAUUGAUGAAAAUCAAAAAAUGCGUGAUUUAUUGCCAUAG